AUGUCAGACAACGGCCAAACAACUUUAUCUUCUGAUGAUCAAACAGAAAAAGAAACUAAAUCAGAUAGUUCAUCAUGUUCAUUUGGUGAUGUAAAUAAUACAUCGACAUCUGCCCGUUUAUUUGGUCAAUUUAAACAGAAUGGUUUUGGUUUUAACAGCUUAUCGCCAUCAACAUUUGGCCAAAUAUCAUCACGAGAAAAAUCUGAUGAUAAUCAGUCUCCAUCAUCGUAUUUUACAAGUACACUUUCGAAGAUUUCAUCACCUACAACUGGCGGGUUUGGUUCGCCAUCGACACCAUUAUCUUCAUCGUUUGUGUCUCUUGGUGCCAAUAAACCAUUAUUUGGUGGUUCAAGUGGUACAGCAACAAGUUCAUUUACAGAUCUAAAAACAACAUCAACAAAUUCAUUACAAAAUAAGACCGACGAUGAUGAAGAUAAAGAUGAAGAAGAUGAUAAUAAAGCUUCUUUAUUAGAAACAGUCGCUGAAUAUGAAGCUAAACGAGCAUCAACACAUCCAGCUACUACGAUCCAAGGCGAUACAUCAACUGGUGAAGAAAAUGAAAUAACGAAAUUUCAAAUGGCUGGUAAAUUAUUUAUGUAUAGUGGUGAACAGCAACAAUUUGUUGAACGUGGUUAUGGAAUAUUAAAAAUAAACGAAAGUCAUGAUCCGUCGGAUUGGGAUCGAUUACAAGCUCGAUUAAUUAUGAGACUCGAUAAAUCAUUUCGUGUUAUCCUCAAUACACCCAUUUUUCCAAAAAUGACUGUUGAACGAGUUACCGAUCGUUCCGUACGAUUUGGUGCUCAAGAUGAAUCCCAACUGCGAAUAUUUAUUAUCAAAUCUUCAUCAAGUGAUUGCAAUAAUUUAUGCAAAGAACUACAAUCACGAAUUCAGAUAAUUGAACGACAGCAAGUGCCAACACCAUCAAAUAUUAAUACAUCAACAAAUAGUAGCAAUACGAGUGUAUCAUCUGAUGUGGAUGCUCUCGACGAUUCGUCUCCUAAACGAAAUUCACCAAAUGGUCAACGAAAACGAUCUCACUCGAAAAGUGAUUCAGAUGCAUCAGAAAAAACAAAUGAUCUUUCGAAAAAAUCAAAGUUGGUUGAAGGAAAUGAAGAAAUCAAAAAAGAUGCCAAUCAAUCGACUAGUGAAGAUGACUCUGUUCAAGAAACAGCUAAUAGUUAA
This is a messenger RNA of Rotaria socialis, 1182 nucleotides long. The record is from the annotation of a GenBank genome assembly. Lineage: Eukaryota; Metazoa; Rotifera; Eurotatoria; Philodinida; Philodinidae.